Molecule: messenger RNA, 1907 nt
Organism: Harmonia axyridis
Lineage: Eukaryota; Metazoa; Arthropoda; Insecta; Coleoptera; Coccinellidae
Gene: Pus10
Product: tRNA pseudouridine synthase Pus10
Exons: 7
Coding region: 130-1761 (543 amino acids)
Biological process (GO): tRNA pseudouridine synthesis
Molecular function (GO): RNA binding; pseudouridine synthase activity
Source: RefSeq, a predicted model, not a curated record
GGGUCUAUGGAACUAACCUAAUUCCAGCCUGACCAUAACAUAACCUGCAAUUUUUAUCAACAAUUUUGAAGAAUUCAAGUAUUCAGAUACUAUUCCUUUAAUAUUUUACUGCAAUAAAUUGGUUUUACUAUGUCUGCAAAAGAAGUGUUCAUUGAAUUAAAACAAAUUGGUUGUUGUAACCGAUGUUGUUUACGUUUCUUGGGAGAGAAGUAUACAAAUUUUGAGGAUCCUGAAAAUUCCUUAAAAGAAAUAAUUCCAGAUUUGAAUGAAGAUCAAAUAAAAAUCAAAACGUGUCCAUGUACAGCUUGUUUAGGCCUUUUAGAAAAUAGUGUUUUAGAAGAAUUGUUGAAACUUUCUUGUUGGCAUGAUAUUAAAUCUCAUGAAACGAAUGUUUACAAAAUCAAUUUUGUUAUACCUCCUAAUAUAGCAAUCAGGGAAAAAUCUAUACAAUUAUAUGUUAAACAAAAAUUUGGUGAUUUUUUCAAAGCACAUAAUUUGGAAGAGAAUAUAGCAAAUAUCAAUGUUGUAUUUAAGCAAGCAUUUAAGUCUAGUAUAGAUAAAUUUUGUGGUAAAAAAUUUGAUAGUCAAAGUACAUAUCAAUUAUGGGUAACAUUACAUCAUGAAAAUAAUGAAAAGGAGGUGAAAGUACUGCAACUUCUGGAUUCUUUUACUUAUAGAAAGAGGAAAUACUUGGGAGAUAAAGUUUACGGCAAGAAUGCUGUUAACAAUACAUUAUCAACAUGUGAUGAGCAACUCUUCAUUAAGUCUUUUCAAGUGCCACCUACUAUUCCCAAGUCUACUAUUCAAUUUGAUUCUGAGGUGAAAGUGGAAACAUUACCAAUAUUUUUCUGUGGAAGAUACUGUAAAUAUUCGAGGAACAUAAGCCAAACUCCUUGGCAUUUGGAUAACUCAUGUGUAGAUAAUGAAGAAAUAAAUGGGUCAAAUCUUAAAAACGAUAAAGAAAAUAAUGCCUUCCUCAAUUGUGUGCAGGAUAUCAUAUUUGAUGGAAUUCAUGAAGUUUUUGGAUUUGACAAGGAAAAAAUGACUUUCACAGCAAGUGGACGAGAGGACACUGAUGUCAGAUGUCUAGGUAGUGGGAGACCAUUUUAUGUGAAAAUUGAUCACAUAAAUAAAAAUUUUCCAGGAGAAAUGUUCAGAAAAUUGGAAGCAAUUGUGAAUAAAUCUCCAGAGGUUUCUAUUUUUGAUAUGCAAAUUACUGAUAGAAAUGGAACAAAAGAAGUUAAGUUUGGUGAGGAAAAGAAAAAAAAGACAUAUAUAGUUUUAUGUCUAGUGAGAGAUGACAGUAAAAUUGAUGAAAUUAUAACAAAAAUUAAUGAAUUAGGUUGUAAAAAUCUAGUAAUAGAACAAAUGACACCAAUUCGUGUAGCACAUAGAAGAUCUCUCAUUGUAAGGACAAAGCAUAUCCACUAUAUGGAGGCGGUAAGAGUAGAAGGUCAUAACAAAGUUUUUCAACUGAAAGUACAAACACAGGCAGGCACUUAUGUGAAGGAAUUCAUUCAUGGAGAUUUUGGUCGGACAACUCCUUGUUUAUCUAGUUUGCUAGGAGCUGAUGUGGACAUAUUCCGUUUAGAUGUUAUUGGAAUAGAUUUGGAUUGGCCUAAGCACAUUAAUAGUAUUCCACACCCUGCAUUAGGGACAAUACAUUGUUCAAAUUCAAUUAUUCCAGAUAAUCACAAAAUAAAUGAAUCAAUGAUAAAAAAUAAUGAGGAUGAGGAAAUGAAAGAUUGCCUGGAUGACUGAAAACCAAAUCAUAUUGAAAAUUUUAUUUUUGUUGUUUUUUAUUUGAUGAUUCUUUUUUGGUUGUUUUAUUUUUCUCAUUUUAUACUAUUGUUGAAUGAAAGAUGUUUGAAAAAUAAAUAAUCAAUAAAAUCUUCCAAAGAUGACUA